CGAGUAAGCUAGUCUGCUCUAUUUAUUAGCUGUUGUAGCCAAGCUGCGUGCACUGUGUAUGAGGUAAUAAAUGGGUAGUACUGUUAACCACUCCCCUCAACGACCCGCCGCGCUUAUCUUUCGUCCCUUAUUUGUACUCAACUAGCCACUACUCAGUUACAGGUCAACAACCCAAAGAAGAUGGCAGAGAUUCUCUCACAUCUCACAUCCGCCUCGUCCGAACUUCGUUCAGUAAAUAAUACGCGCGAUGAAAGAUAUGACACGCAAAUCCGUGACCUGGUUGCAUACAUCAAGAAUUGCGAUAAGAAUUCUGACACUCAAUAUCUCCUAGAUAAUCUCCAUCCAUCACUGCACACGUUAUCCUACCUGUUGAUUCUUAACCUUCACAUCGACAAUCUACAAAUAAGGGCGAAGGAAAACCUGCCGGAUGAGAUCAAGCCCGGGAAUGACUUGUGGACUAGAGUGGCCUACUUUCUCCAACAUUUUGAUCCCAUCCAGGUACGGUAUGCUGGCCAUGAGUGGCGCCGACUUGUUGAACUCCUGGCACAAGCUGCCGAAGUUACUGCAAAGCCGUUCCUAGCGGUCCAAGUGAUGAAAGAAGCGUUGCUUCGACUCAACUCACCUGGUAUCCUUACAUCAUUACACGUUACGUUCCUCAGACUUUCUCUUCUUUCCAAGUCUUAUCAUUAUGCUUUACCGGUUAUGGAAAGAUGGAUAUUCCAGUUUCCCGCCAGUUCAGUCCAAGCCUACCGCAAGCAUAUCAGUCGUCCCUUGUGUUCCGAAGACACUUUUGGCGACACUUUCAUCUCCGAUGCAUCUGGCUUCUCUGCAAAGCUGACAUAUCGAGAUCAUAUGAGAUUCUUCCUGUAUGGCGCGAUGAUUUACUUGGCCCUGAAAAAAUGGGAUAAGGCGUUACAUUGGCUAAGCGUCGUCAUAUCGUCCCCUGUCAAUGACUCUGUCAGCAAAAUCAUGGUUGAAGGCUAUAAGAAGUGGGUAUUAGCUAGCUUGCUAGCGCAUGGAAAGUUGAUCUCAUCGCCUAGAGUGAUCUCUGCACACGUUCUGAAAGUAUUCCAAACGUUAACAAAACCUUACGCAUCCUUGGCAGACGCUUUUGAGAGGGGCGACCUUCCAAGGUUGAGAGCUGAAAUUGAUAUUGGUCGAUCUAUUUGGCGUGCUGACAAUAACGAGGGCCUGGUUUCUCAGCUGUUCCAUGCCUACAAUUCGUUCCUUGUUAUGAAGCUAGGAAGAACUUUCUCGGCUCUCACUACAGCGGAUGUGGCACAACGCACACUUGCGCCGUUGGCAUUCUCUGCGAGUAUCGAAGAGUUCGUGGCGUUGCUCGUAAUGUCUGGCACCCUCAGCGCUACUCUACUACAUCUACAUGGUCAAGCAGAUGCAACAAUGCUUCGGUUUCUUGCGCGCAGUGAAUCUUACUUAUAUGGAGAGAUAUCCAUGCGAACACGCUUGGUCGAAGAGGCUCGGGUACUAGGUCUAAUAACGAAAGAUGCUAACCAAUGUAGCAGUGAGUUGCAGCUGGGAAACGAGAGUCUCCAAAUCCUAUCUAGAAAUCAGAGGUGGCCUGAUGCGUCAAGGGUCAGUGGCGAUGCUGUUGGAGAAUCAGAUGGUGGUUUGGACAUCGAUGAAGACAUUAUGGGAGAUGGUACCUGAAGUACAAGGAAACAUCAGUGAAUACCAUGCCGACCUUGACCAUAUCCAAUAGCGGAACUAGAAACAGGGCUCAAGCAAUGUGUAGCCCAAGCCGAAUUUUGCCAACAGUCCUGUAUUUGUAUGGUCCGCCUAUCAUGGCGCGCUCGGUACAUCAAUUUAUGCUGUCUCCUGUUCAGGUCACUGCCUCUUAGGGGAUAUGUGGGUAUCAUUAAUAACGGCUAAUAUGGAAGCUGCGGCGUCUACCAUGACUAUAGCUAUCUUACCCCAGAGUAAAUCAAUUAUA
This is a messenger RNA of Aspergillus welwitschiae, 1951 nucleotides long. Its product is annotated as putative COP9 subunit 3. The transcript has 5 exons. Gene Ontology annotation, biological process: ubiquitin-dependent protein catabolic process. The coding region runs from base 181 to 1668 and encodes 495 amino acids. Lineage: Eukaryota; Fungi; Ascomycota; Eurotiomycetes; Eurotiales; Aspergillaceae. Gene Ontology annotation, cellular component: COP9 signalosome. The record is from RefSeq and is a predicted model, not a curated record.